Messenger RNA from Ahaetulla prasina, 1417 nucleotides. RefSeq names its product YJU2 splicing factor homolog (gene YJU2). Bases 1 to 978 code for a protein of 325 amino acids. Gene Ontology annotation, cellular component: U2-type catalytic step 1 spliceosome. The record is from RefSeq and is a predicted model, not a curated record. Gene Ontology annotation, biological process: mRNA splicing, via spliceosome. The transcript has 8 exons. NCBI's taxonomy places the organism in Eukaryota, Metazoa, Chordata, Lepidosauria, Squamata, Colubridae.
AUGGUUUUUAAAUACUACCCUCCAGAUUUCGAUCCAUCUAAAAUCCCUAAGCUUAAACUUCCAAAGGACAGGCAAUAUGUGGUCCGGCUUAUGGCUCCCUUUAACAUGCGGUGCAAGACGUGCGGCGAGUACAUUUACAAAGGCAAAAAAUUUAACGCCCGGAAAGAGACAGUCCAGAAUGAAUCUUAUUUGGGACUUCCCAUCUUCCGGUUUUACAUCAAAUGCACACGCUGCCUGGCGGAAAUCACGUUCAAGACAGACCCUGAAAACACAGAUUACGCCAUGGAGCACGGAGCUACCCGAAACUUCCAGGCCGAGAAGCUGCUGGAGGAAGAAGAAAAACGCCUGCAGAAGGAGAGAGAAGACGAAGAGCUGAAUAACCCCAUGAAGGUUUUGGAGAACAGAACCAAGGAUUCCAAACUAGAGAUGGAAGUUUUGGAAAACUUGCAGGAGCUGAAAGAACUCAACCAGCGCCAGGCCAAUGUGGACUUUGAAUCCAUGUUGCAUCAGUACAAAGAGUUUGAGGAACAGCAGAAACAGCGGGAAUUGGAGGAAGACGAGCAGGAAAUGAAAUCCAUGCUGGAGCAAGCGCAAAGCCGGAGGCUGCUGGAAGAUUCCGAUUCAGAAGAAGACCUUCCUCCAACUCGGCCAAAGCCCCUUGCAAAAGGGAAACCCACUGACAUCCUGCAACAGGAUUCAGAGCCACAAGCUAAAAAGUCCAAACUUGAAAGCUGGGAACGGAGUGUGGGAAAACUCUCGGUGAAGACACAACUGUCGGGAUUGGUGACCGCCAAGAAGAAGCCCAUUUCCGGGGCGGCCAAUGGAUUGGAGAGCCGAGAGCCACCAUCAGAAGCAGGAGUUGGAGAACAGCACGGUCUCGGCGCUUCUACAGCAACCCUGCCCAGCUCAAACACGGGGGUCUCUUCCCUUCGCCUUCUGGGGGCUUACUCUGACAGUGACGACAGUAAAAGCGACUGAAUUCUUGUGGGGGGGGGAAGACUUGUGGGGUUACAAGAAGACCUUCUCCAGCCCCACCCCCACUUCUGAGGAGAGAAACCAGCUGAAAUCCAAGAUGUCCUACUAGAUAAGACCACCAGCGAUCACUUUUCCCGCCCAGCAAGAAAAGCAAAGAGCAUUAUUUUGUUUUUCACCCAAGAUGAAGUUGGUUGAGAGAGUGGUGUCCUUUCUCAAGUAUUUUUUGGUGGCCCGGCUGGGGCGAAUAGAAGGGAAUCCAGGGUGUGUGAGUGGCAGGCCGGCAUGUAUGUGUGCAAGGGCAGCUCAACUUAUGCGAAUGGGCUAGCGCGCAUGCACAUGCGCGGGCAGCUCGACUGCAAAUUGUCUUGCGUGUGCGUCCCAGCCCGCCACUUGCAUGGCCCGGUUCCAAAUAGGUCAUGGCCCGGUUGCGGGCUGCAUCCCA